Xyrichtys novacula (pearly razorfish) is the source of this 25487-nucleotide messenger RNA. NCBI's taxonomy places the organism in Eukaryota, Metazoa, Chordata, Actinopteri, Labriformes, Labridae. The record is from the annotation of a GenBank genome assembly.
UGACUUCAUGACUUUAUUAUGUGGUUUAAAUCUUCAUAUUGUGUCGAAAGCAAGGAAGGCAAAAGCUUUGUCAGUUUUUCUCCUCACACUAAUACACUCAUCUGUUUGUCAGUUCAUGAUCUACAAAUCCCAACAGCACGUAGAUACACACUGAUUUAUGAUGCAUACAAGCAACCUCAUGAGUGCUAAAAUCUGCAAUUCCUCAAGUGUCCACUUGAGGCUGUCUCCAAAAGUGAGUGAAACCCCAUCAAGCCCCAUAAAAAAGUGUCAAACUUUACAGCCAAAUAAAUGUUUACAUCCAAGAACAAAUCGGAGAUUGAUAUUUAUUAAAAUCACUGAUGAUGUGAAAGCAAAGAAUAAUUUAGGGGUAUCUUUUCCUAAUCAACGGGAAGUUGCAGCUAGCUGUCCAAUAGGUGUCACCUCAGCAUAUUUAAUUCCCUGAUGUAAGUGCAUUUGGAGAUUUUCUUUUGCACCUGUGAAAUAAACAAUCUGGCUUGCAUGUAAUUUCUUGCACCUUAUAAGUUUGUGUUUCAGCAAUAUUCAUGGAUAAAGUCUGAUUUGUUCAUUCAUAUGUUAGCUCAAAUUCGCAGGUAUGGGUGGCUUGUUUAGUAUCAUUGUUUAAAUAUUAACAAUUUUAUCUUAUUCAGUGUGGUUUUUCACUAGGAAAGCACCUGAUGAUGUGAGUGUUAAAGACAUCUCAGUCUUAUGAUGUGUCCCAAAUGUUAAAAUGGGAUCACCCAAAAGGGGCGGAGUCAACCUCUUUCUGGUUUAUGAGAAACAAUGGCAGAGAAUUGCCACUGCUGCAAAUAAAAAAAGAAUGCAAAAAAAGAAGUCACAACGGAAGUUGUCGAUACAAAAAAAAAGAAACCAAAGCCCACUGCAAAUAAAAAAAUUCCUUCCUUCAUCUCCUUAAAGUAAUAAUCACCAUAUUAAUCAUUUUGCUCUGCAGACGCGGUAGUUCUUCUUCCUUAUGGGUCUGAUUGCGUUUCCAUAAAGAAAUGAUCAUAAAUGUUCUUCCUUGAGCUGCGUCACCCCACAGUAGUCCGUAAUGGACUGGCCUGAGGUCUCGCUACAAACAAACGGCUGCUGGAAGAGAGUAGGUGAGUUGUGUUUCGUCUCUUUGCUAAAGAAAUCAGGCAAAGUUAAAAAGAUGUUUGGUGGCUAGAACUAUGGCUGGGACCCUAUAUGUACUGUUGCUGUAGUUAGGUGCUGUUCUGAGCAUUAUUUGUGGCUAUAGAGUGGUGUUUUGGUUGAGGUUUGUUGAUGGCUCCUCAGACUGCUGUGUAUUGCUAUCGUGCGGUCGUUACUAAAGUUGGUAAAACUCAAGACGCAAGUGGUCUGCAACAUUCAUCUCUCAAGGGGGUGUCUAACUCGGCAUUAUAGUAUGUUUGACCCUAAAUCAAUUUUACGCCGUAAUAUCCCUUUAAGUCCAAUUAUUUUCUGUGCAAAAUGUUGUGCAAAGAUGACCAUGUCUGCAAUGCCAACUCUAUUUGAAACCCAUGAAAAAAGUCAGAAAAUUAAAGUUUAUUACACGGAAAAGAGGAAAACUGUGAGUUGAUCUUCCUCCCUGGAGUCUUCCUCACCUCCCUCGCCCUCCCCUCCUCCUUGUGUACUUAAAUGGGGGAGGGGGGAGGUACACACACACACACACACACAUACGGCAGCAUCCAGUGCUGAUGUCAGACUCCAGUCAUGUCGACCCUCCUCAGCACCAUCAGCACCAUCAUCUUCAUGGCUUUUCAGCACAGACGUAAGUAAACCGGCUCUACAAUUCAAACCUUUUCAUCCUCUAACUUCCCUUCGUUUAUUUGCCGCCGAAAUCCGCCGGUAUGUUCGGUUUCUGCUCUUGUAAAACCUCUCUAUUUACCGGUGAAAACGGGGGUUUCAGUUUUUCCAAGCAGGUCAGGCUGGAUGUUUUGGUUGCGCAGCGGUGGAUGCGGUCAGAGGAAAAGGCUGAGCUAUGACGCUUUUAUGAUCCACUGGAGAGGAAAGCAGACAGAAAUGACCGACGUGUUCCUCACAGACAGCAUGAGAAAGAGGAGGAAAUGUCACCACGCUCGUUUAGGAUGAUGAAAAACUCUGUGGAGCAGCGCGAUGAAUCUGAAUGCGGCGCAGAUGAAAUGAAUUCUCAUUGUUUUCAUUCAGGAGGCUUUAACCCCUGCAGAUUCAUCUGUGACUGUAAAAUAACACCCAGAGUGACGGGCACAUUUUCAUUCAGCGAUGUCUGACAGUAUAUCAAAGCUGACAAAGGCGUGAAUGCACGUGUUGCGUUCAGGUGUUGUCGGUUUUCUUGAACCUAUCUCCACCUGUCAUGUAAAUAAACACUGAGAUUCUGACAGCAGUAAAUUACCGUCAUUUUACAGUCCCUCUGUUUCCAUUAACAGUGUGUGUGUCAGGGUCAUUUCACGUUGUAGAUUUCUGAACAUCUUGUAUUUUUUUAAUUUUUUUAGCAGACUUAAUGCAUAAAGCACACAAUGUUUCUUGUAGUCUCAUUAGUAAUUGUUUAAAGGUACUUCUAGUGUUACUCAUAAAUAACAGUAGACAACAUAUGUGACAGCUGGGGUAGGCUCCACCCACACAACGCCAAACAGGAGAAGCGGUUGGAUUAAAAUAAUAGUUGUAUGGAUGGCUAAUAUAUGAGUAACUGCAUGUUGCCUUAAGUAAUAUUUUCUCAUUGCAUUGACAUUGUAAUAUCAGUGUCACAGUCUGACUCACCAAAGAGGAAUCCUGCGGCUUCAUUACCUGAGUCCAUUACCAUCAUUGUUAUUCAAAAUAGAUAGGAGGUGGGGCUGUUUAAGCUUUUGAGUCUAAGUGGCAAUCUCUGGGUUUAAAAUAUGAAGCCAGUGAGGAAGUGCUAAAAAAAAAAAAACAGCAGUUUCUUGAGUGUCCAAUUGAAGCUUACUGCAGAGCCAUUGCCCUUAAAUGGGGUCAUGUUCAGUCUGAGAAGUAAGAGGUCUCAUUUUCACUUCAUCAGAAGCGGCUCGGAUCAAUGUGAAAUGAAGUUUGGGAGCACCAGGAAAUUGCUAAUUGAGGAAGGACCGCUGUAGCGCAACAUAAUGAAGGUACAGCAGUGCAAAUUAUCAGGCAGCCACAGGUGGAGAGAGAAGAGCAGGGAGAGGAGGUGGAGAAGGUAGGACUGGGCGAUAAAACGAUAACGAUAUAAAUCGAAAAUUAAUUUCUCUCAAUAUCAAUAUAAAGCAUGGUCAAUAUGCUUUUUGAUAGUCAGCAUCGCUGAACCGAUCAUGUGCUGAAUUAGAACCAAGUAGCAAAACACUGCGUAGUAGCAGGCUGCAGCUACACGCAACAUUAGCACUUUCACACGUGAAACCAACAGCACUGUUGGUGAGAAAAAAAGAAAAUGAGUGCUACCCCUGGGAGAAAAACAGAUAAAACUCAACAAAUGAUAAAAACGUUGACAACACUGGCACGAAAACGUUGGUGUUGUGGAGGUAUUUUGUUUUUUUUGAGGUCAGACAUAAGGCAGAGUAAUGUGCACUGCAAAUUAUAUAGAGGACAUGUUCUCUCAAAGUCAAGAAAUACCUCAAAUCUUUCUCACCACCUGAAGCAGUGCCACGUGGCAGAGCAUGCGCAAUGCAAAAGGUUACAAACCCCGAGCGGAGCAAGGUGCACCUGUGCAGCCGAAACAGCCGACCAUUCAAUCUGCUUUCUCUAGCGCAACGCCUUACGACAAAACAAAGACCACAUAGAUUCAGUAGCUUAUUGUAUUGCAAAAGAUGCUACCAAUAAGCACUGUAAAUUUCAUUUUUUUAUAUUGUGAUAUAUAUCGAUAUCGACUGAUGAAAAAUAUAUUGUGAUAAACUUUUUCCCAUAUCGCCAAGCCCGGCGGAGGAGGUUGGUGCUCGUGUUUCUGUUUCUGUUUACUGAGCCCAACAAGAGGGAGGCUGUAGCUUUGAACAAAAUAAUGACUGUGGCACACUUUUCAACUGAUUGCAUUUCAUCAACUAUCUUAUCGGCCUUAAUAUUGGCCCAACGACUGGCCAAUAAUCAGUCGACUCCUCAUGCUAACUACAUAUGACAAUCACAGAAUAUUUAUGUGGGUAGAAAUAUAACUUAUGUCUUAAAUAGUUUCUAUACAAUAAGCUCUCUCCAUUAGUGUUUGUUUCUACUCUCAUUAUUUUACUAUGGAUACAAACUACUUUGCCUGUAGUGCUAGUGGGGCUUCGCAAAAUCCAGGAAGCUAAAUAAGCAGACAAGCCAGGAUUUUGGGGUAAUUUUAUAUAUUUUACUGAACGUUUCAAUAUUGUACUAAUUAUGUGACUGUGAGGCUGACAUAAUUAGUACUGUGAGGUUGAUUUUGUUGAAGGGUUUAAAGUUGUAAAAUUUGUUUGUAACAGGAGGUGAUGCUCCUGCUCAGGGGAUUACAGCUGAAUAGGGGUCCACUGUCUCUAUCAAACUAACCAAACAAAAUUAAAAACAUAAAUAGGCAAAAGGCUUGAAUGAUCAUUUAAAAAUAAUUUUGUGCUCAGUUAUGCUGAGCAAAAGUUUUGAUUAUCAAUCUGCUUUGAGCGAAAUCAAAACAAAUCAAAUCAGAUCUUUUGUUGUUUUAAUGAAUCAGCCUUGAAUCAAACUGUUGCCAUCAAGGAUCAAGUAAGGUGAGAGGGGAGAUUCGGACCUGCAACAGAUUGUUUUUUUAACAAAACAAAUCCCAUCCUGCUCCCGUUUAUUAACACGUUCAUAUUAUACAGCACUCACUGUGAGAAUUAUCUGUAGAAACAGAAACACAGAAAAGAGUUUUUUCAGUAAAACCGUCUCGUCUGACAUCCGCCCCCUCGCAGUCAUCACAUUAUAGAAAUUGUCAGUCUUGUCCUUGGUUGUCUCAUUUGCUUUUGCAGAUCAUAAAGUGGCAUCACUGUUCAUUCUGUGUUAUAUCCAGUUAAAAACUCCCGAACAAUCGCUUCUUUUAUUCAAUAAGCCUUCUGGCCCAGAACUUUUGAGAGGAUCUGAUGCUUUUGUUAAGUUUUGGUGAAAAAAUGGUGUCACAUUUGGAUGCACAACCUCACACAGACAUUUUUCUGAGACUUUUUUUGUUAAAAUUUAACACCUCAGCUCUCAGCUUUUCUUCGCAGCCCUCCAUCAGAUGUCUUUGAGAGUCGUUGAAACUAAACUCGGACUUUUUACUUCUCUCAUUACUCCAUCUGUGCUCGUCUUGCUUUUAAAGCUGCAGGCUGACUUAUCAUUUUACCUCACCUGUCAUUCCUCCUUACAUCUCUUUCUCCUCCAUGUGAAAACUAAAACUAGCUGGAGGUGGGUGGUCUGCUCGGUCCUCUCAUACGGUAGCUGGAUGGACUCCAAUAAGGUGAAGAGUAACAGAGAGUUUUGGUGUACAUGUGUUUGGAGCAAUAGCAGCAGCAGGGUUGUUGCUGCAGAAGGUGGAGGGAGAGAUGAAGGGGCUUGGAGAGCAGGUUUUAAGGUGGUAUUUGAGUGGGCGGAGAGAAUGACAUCCAACACAACAGAGAGAGUGUUAACAUCAAACACAUGGAGCAAAAUAAGGAUAAAAAUUGCCUUAAUUGUCCUGACAUUUUCAGUGACGGACAUCAAGCUAGAUUAGGUUCAUAGUUUAGAGAGAGAGAGAGAGAGAGCAAGAAAAUAAGUGGUACAAGCAUAAAGGAUUAUUACGCCAACAAAGAACACAUGUAUUCUGUUGCAAACUAAUUAGGAUUAUGAUAUUUAAUCAUUUAGUCUACUAAACCCACACAUCUUUAACACUGACAGCGUUAAUCUUUUACCCAAAAACCAAAGCAUCAAGCUUAUAAACUCUAUGAAAUGAUAGAGGACAUGAUGGCUCCCCAAAAGUGUAGUCAAAACAUUCAUAAAGCUUGCGUCCUCUAUGCGGGGUGACACAGUUCAAGGAAGAACAUUUAUGAUCAUUUCUUUAUCAUUCCCUUGAAGUAAUAAUCACCAUAUUAUUCAUUUUGCACUGCAGACACGGUAGUUCUUCUGCCUUAGCAUUUCGGUCUGAUUGCAUUUCCAUGAGGAAAUGAUCAUAAAUGUUCCUCCUUGAGCUGUGUCACCCCGCUGCAGUCGAUGGACUCGCCCGGAGGUCUCCGUACAAGUAAGCGGCUGUUUAGUCACUUUGCUAAAAAAAUCAGGCAAAGCUAAAAAGAUGUUUGGUGGCUAGUGCUGUGGCUGGGACCCUAUAUGUACUGUUGAUGAAGUUAGGUGCUGUUCUGAGCAUUAUUUGUGACUAUAGAGUGGGGUUUUGGUUGAGCGCGUGGCUCUCUGUAUUGCUAUCUGUGGUGGUUACUAAAGUUGGUAUAACUAGAGAAGCAAACGGUCGGCGACAUUCAUCUCUUGACGGGGUGUCUAUCUCAGUGUUACGGUGUGUUUGACCCUAACUUAAUUUACACCAGAAUAUCCCUUUAAAUAUAUAUUUUUUUCACACAAAUAUUUUUUUUUUCUGUCAUUAGUUUCUAUCCUGCUGAUUUAUAUCCAAGGGUUCAUUUUUCUGAGAUAUUUUGUUUUUACCAGAAAAAUUUAGCAGAAAAUGCAUGGAAAUGCUGAUCGUUGGUAGCUGGCAAUCCAGUGCAAAAUAUGGAUUUACACUUGGAUGGUUAAUUGACUGACACUGAUUUUGCUCAUAGAAAGGAUGCUACUGUGAGGAAACCAUUAGUAUUACCUGAUUUCCAUUCGCACAUUUACCACCGGGAGAUAUUUGGGGUUUGAUGUUUUGCCCAAGGAUAGUUGGCAUGUGACUGCAGGAUCUGUUCUGCAACCUUUGGAAUGACAGUUGACUGACUGCACUAAGUCACAGUUUACCACAAUAUCUCACUGAAAAUAUGAAUAUAUGAGAGAAACUUGUUUGAUGGUGCAGUUGUAUUAAUAGGAGUGCAGGUUUAAGCUGUCUGAAACUUUCCUUACAGGCUACCUGCUGUAAAAUCAUAAACCCUCCAGUCCAAGUUUUUUCUUAUCAUGCUGAUCUAUAUUCAAGAAUUACUUUUUACAGGAAGCCCACUGAGCAAUAGAUGGCUAUUAGACAUCUUGUUUUUUGUUUGUUUUUUAAGACCUAAUUUCAACAGUCUAGAUUCUGUAUAAUCUUAGACGGAAUUUAGACGUUGCACUUGAACCUAUUAUUCGAUAACUACUUAUUGCAAAAAGCAACUGUGAGUUGCAUAACUGAUCUCCAAGUAAAAAAUCCUGCUCAGCAGGAGUUUAAUUUUUGGUAGAAAAAUUCAAAUUUUUGCAGAAAUUUUGUGGAAAUGCUGAGAGUUUAUAACCUAUUUAAAAACGCAAGUGAAACAAUAUGAAUAUGUGAAUAUAAAUGUGUCAGAAAGUAAUUUAAAGCUGCAGUCGUGUUACUGAUAGUGACAGUGGUUGUGAAGUAGUAUUUUAAAAGUGGAAAAAGUAAAUGAAAGCAAAGCCCUCUUAAUUACUGGCCACAGUGUUCAUCAUAAGCUUCCCUUCUCUAUGAACAUGAGUCAUACCACAACAUCAAAAUAUAUAUGUGCAUAUUUUCUUUGUAAACCCUGAUCAUUUUAAUACUAUUUAACAGGGUAUAUUGGCAGCUCAGUUGACCAAUGGUGCUCCAAACAACAACACAGAAGUCACUGGACUUUCUAUAACCACGAGUGUCUGCAUUAAUCUCACACAAGAAUCCGUUCAGCCAAUCAAAAAUAGGAUCUUAGAGGUUUCAUUAGCAAGGUAAAUGUUUUGGUUUGUGUAAAGGGUAGAGCAUCAAUACUGCAGCUCUAUAAUGAGAAGACUCUGGCUAUGAAUUCACAAUGUGUCAAUACCAAUGAGGCGUAUUUUGGCUUCACUUCACGGUCUGUCUUUGAAUAAAAUCAAUUGUCUGGUCCCAUUUGGGUUUCACUGCAGAAACAGAAGGAGGCACUGGCUUUCAUAUUCCAGAUUUACACAUUUAUGUUUCUUGUACUGAUGUGUAAUUUACAUGUUAAGAAGGUCACGUGACUUCUAUGUUAUGACAUGAAGUCCUCAGCUUCUUCACCUCCUUCAUUUAUCUCCUCCUCUUUUCAUCUUUUCUGUCUUCAUGUCACGUUGUGUUUUUCUAGUCAUUUCAAUGCCAUCUCUUAUCUCUGUCCCUUUGAGUCUCUCUUUGUCUCUCCGCUUACUUACAGUGUGUUCACUGUGCGCACACACACACACACACACACACACACACACACACACACACACACACACACACACACACACACACACACAGAGUCUGAAUUAGCCUUCAGCUGUGCUUACAUACCAGCACAUGUCCUCAAGGACUCUUCUCGUUCUUUCUUCUCUUUCUUCUUUCUAACCUCGCCUUAUAACUCCUUAUAAAUCCUAACAGGAUUUAUCUGCUUCCUCUCUUCACUUUUUUAUGUUUGCAACUUAUUUUUUUCAUGGAGGUCAGAAUCUCAUUAAUUUCUGUGGUUUUUAUUAAUAAAAUAGAUGAUGAAUAAAAACUUUGACAUUGCUUAAGAGUUAACUUACAGCUUGUAUUUUCAGCAGCAAAUGUUGAAUAAAAGAACAAGUCGCUCUUUGGAGAAAAGGGGAAAUAUUCUGGUUCUGCAGAUCAUUUUAGUCCAGAUUUUUGCAAAAUUUUCUGCACAAUUGAAGAAUUAAUUGAGCUUCAUUUAAUUAAAUGAGGCCAUCUGUAGUCUUGAAUUUCUUAAUUUGUGCCUCAAUAAUUGUAAUUUAGGGUUUAGCAUAAAUAAUUCAGCUUUAGUCAAGUCAUAUCAGUGAUUUGCAAAUUAUUCAUGUAGUUUAUAAAGGCUUAAGGGCAAUGCAUGCUGCAAAAUAUGAAAUCUUUCAUAUUUAAAGUCCUGCAAUCUGACUGGGAAGAUCAAAGUGGAAAUAUGCUAAAAUUGGUCACCUGAUUAAAGCUUUUGUGUCUAACUUCUGUACGCUGCAGCAUACGCAGUAGGUCUACAAAGCCCUACUAUAUACUAUAUCGUCACCCUAUUAAAAUAAACGGCCUAAGUCAUUUUUUGACGAAAAGUUGUUCUUGGCCUAAAACAUCUCUAAAUCAUCUCAAGAGAUGAUUCAGGCCAAAAUCUAAUUUUCGUCAAAAAAUGACUUAGGCCAUUAUUUUAACAGGGUGACGAUAUAGAAGCUUAGAUCCGUAACUUUUGCUGCAUUCCAGUUGUACUCGGAGGUCGGAAAUCCCAAGCUACGAGUCAGAAAUUCAUUUAGAACGCCCCCCUGAAGUCCGAUUUCCAGCUUGGAAAGUUGGAUGUUUCUCACCAACCACGACUUGACAACAACGUCAUAAUCCAAGAUGGCAGCGCAGUGCAUCGACAGUAAAGAGUAACAGUGAAUGUAUUAUUUUUGGCACUUUUGUUUUGUUUUUGUGAAAUUAAAUAAGUGGUAUAUGUUUUACUGCCCAACGUCUAACUGUGAACACGGUGCUAUGGUGUUUGUAAGAGUAAAAUACUGUGUUAUGCGUUGUAUACAACUAGUAUCGCUAACAACAUCUAACAACAACUGGCAACGGCUAACGACAGCUGACAACUGGCAAUGGCUGACAACAGCUGACAAUUGUAAACAACUGCUAACAACGGUUAACUGUAGGCGUCUAUCUUGGUUUUUCAACUUGUUAACUGCAACGCCAUCAACUUGGGUGUAACGUCAUUCCCAGCUCCGACAUCCGACUUCUGAGGUAACAGGAACGCAGCAUUAGUGCACACCUUCUAGUCCAUAACUUGUCCAGUGAUUGGUCUGCUUGGCAGUCAUUUCCUCUCCUCAGUUGAGUAGUAGAGGAGGUUGUGUGAGUUUUUGGAGGUAGCAGGCAGAAUGGCGAUAUUUGUCAGAGCUACACAUCCACAUAAAAACAGCACAUUGCUGAGCAUGAUAGAAAUCUUCAUAUAGCAACACAGUUCAACCUAAGACUGUGUCUUGUGUAGCAGUGCAAUAAAUAAUCAAAUUUUAUGGUAAAUUUACAGUAAAUUGAAUAAAUCAGAGUCUUCUUUCUAUGUUUGUUGCACUUCUUUAACUCUGUGAACUUUUUUAUAGUGACCGAUGCGUUUGGAAGUUUGACAGCCGCUCUAUUUGAAUCUUCAGAGUCUGUUUUCAGUUCAGUUUGAAUCUUCUGAACGUUGAACUGUGACAGAUUUGAUAAAUACUGUUAAUGAUAUGCAAAAUUGCACAUUGCAUUGCUGCAAACACUGAUGAUGAGGCAGUCCACCGGGCCUUAUGUUUGACUGCAGGGGAUUGUGGGUAACGCAGACCAUUAGUCCAUUAAUAAAUGAAACAACCAUGUGAUGAAGACAUAUGGCCCUGCUCUGAUCUGCCCUCGGCUGGCUCCACGUGUGUGUGUGUGUGUGUGUGUGUGUGUGUGUGUGUGUGUGUGUGUGUGUGUGUGUGUGUGUGUGUGUGUGUGUGUGUGUGUGUGUUCUUCCAAAAAAAGUCGAUGGAGCUGAGUGAAUUGAGUAGAAAAUUGAGGAAGAGUGAAAGAGAAAGAGUGGGUUAGAAAGACAAUAGACACAGGCAGCGUGUGGGCUGGAUGUGUGUGUGUUAGUACAGAGUCUGUGGGCUGGAAGAGUGGGAGUUAUCUGCAGAGAGAUGCUUUGACCUCCCUGCAACUGCAGCUGCCUUUAGGCUCCACACACACACACACACACACACACACACACACACACACACACACACACACACACACACACACACACACACUCAAAGAGAACAUAGAGUUCUAGCAUCUCAGUGAAGCAGAGAGGGAGAGCGAGUUGUUUCAGUUAAAAUGAUCCUGAAACGGCCUCACAGCUGAAUUAACUGUCCUCACCAAGGUGCCUUUAGGAACACAUUCAACAACCAAUAUGACAAAAAGACAAUGCAACCAAAAGGAUCCAUUUUGCAGAAACAAGAAAAAACAUACUUUAACCUCUUUUCGUGGCAGAUUUUCCACAAAUAAACUGGGAUGUAUGAAAAAUGAGGGGCUUCACACUUGAUCUCACAAAAAUGGCUCAAAAAGGGCACGAUCCUGUUUCAGAUUUUGGCCCCUCACGAUCAAAAAACAUGAAAAUCGAGACUAAACCACUGUUGUGUGCCACCUGCUGUGUUGUCCCCAUAGACUGUAUAUACUAUGGACAACUUGGCUCCGCCUUCUGUCAGUAUACAGAUUUGAAGCCGAAAAAUAUUUUCGCGAUUUUUCUCCACCUCCUGAAACCAACAUUGUGCAGUAGCGUUGUACACAUUUGGCGGGAGAGUCGCUGUGCUGACGCUCGGCUCAAACAGCAUAUCCCCCGGGUGAGCUACGCAAUCUUUGUAUGCCCAUAGGCUGUAUCAAAUGUCAAUCAUAGAAAAUAUGAACCCCCUGAUAACUUUUAAAAAUGGAGCUGUACAGAAAAAAAGAGGACUUGAGCACAAACCAGUCUACAGGAACUAAAUGUCAACAUUGCAACCAGGAGGGAGAAAAAAUUAUAUUCUGUGUAAUAAAUUUCUAAAGUUUGUCCACAGCCCCAUAAGCUUUGCUGGUGGAGACAGGAUUUAUGACCUAUACUGCAGCCUGUCACCAGAGGGUGCUGUUCUCGGAGUGGCUUCACCCAGCAAGGAGGCAGACGGUGUCCAUUCUGUAUACAGUCUAUGGUUGCCCCUGUUACAUCCUUUACGUUGGAUGGAGUGCACCCUCCCUCUCUUCCUUAAUAGCAGAGUUUGGGUGCGGCCCCUCUCCUCGAACAACUUUCACUUUGACUCCAUCAUAAAUAUCUCAGAUCAAUGUAAGCCAAAGUUUGGGAGCACAAGGAAGUUGCAGCUCCUGUUAAGAUUAAUGUUGGAGUUUGAAUCUUCAACAUGUUGUGCUACAGCGGUACAAACUAUCAAGCAGCAGCAGGUGGAGAGAGGAGAGCAGGGAGAGGAGCAGGAGGAGAUGGGUGCUUGUGAUUUCUGGUUUGAAAAUGAGAGGUAUUGUUCUGAAUUAUAAUGAAGCACAAGUCAGAGGCCCGACAUUACGUACCGUAUAUUACAAAAAAUGUUAUAUAAAAGCUUGAAAAGACUAAAUGAUUUGUUUGAGACCUGCAGUCUGUGAUAAAAUAUAAGCCGUAAAAAAAGCUCCAGAACACGGUGUUCUUAUGAUUCGCAUAGUAUUAAAAAAAAUCUGCAGUGUGCAAGAACUUUGUCUAAUAUUGAUAUGAGGAAAAAGAAAAAGUAAUGCAUAUCAGCUGGUGAUAGUUUCUCUGACUUUCUGGUAGUUUUGCACAUUAAAACACGAUUCCUUUUAUUACAGUAAGCUGUCUCUUCUGAACCCCGAUAAAUUAUAAAUACCAGAGUGCUGUUCUUUUCUGUCACAUUACUUUCAUCAACCACUAUUCCUCACCCCUCCCCGCCUCCCUCAGCCUUUCACCACACAGAGCCAAAAACAUCCAGCAGUUAAUCUAAAGAAAGCUAACAGCGAGCUAAGGCUGUGUGAACGUAUACAGCCUCUUUUCACAGGGCUAAAUCUAACAGGACAAACAUUCACAUGCCGAGUGUGAAUGCAUUAAAUAGUUCAUGCAUGCAUGUUCACACAGCGAGGGUGAUGAAACUUUAAUUCAUUGUUCAGAUUUACUAUUCUGUAGUUUGUGAAUGUGUGCAGCUGUCUGCAGAUAUAGAGUCAUUGCUGUUACAGCUUGUGUAAGAUGUUCAUGUAUGAAAUGUUAAUGUGCUGCAGAGCUGCUCUGAUCUCCUGUGGCUUAGCAGCUGAAAAAUGUUCCACUUGAGGCUGAAUGUAUUUUUUUAUUUUUCCACAGUCAGACAAAUUUUUUGUCUAUAUAAACCCCAGACUGCAGCCUCUGGGGAUGAAAAUGAUGUCAAUGUGGAGGUUAAAAAAACUGCACAAAAGCUUGUCCACAUUUCAGGACAAUGAUAACACAGCAACCAUAACCCUAAGUUUUCAGUAGGUGAAGAAAGUGGAUCACAGAGCUACUAUUGGAAGUGGACAGAGCCAAGAUCAUCUUUUUAGAACUUAGUAUGAUCAUAUUUUUGGUGGGUAAGAGAGAAUAAUUUGCUGUAAGGCCUUGGGCACUUGGGUUGAGUUGUUUUAAAAUUCAUUUUCUAACCCUUAAAUUUGCAUCGUCAUUAUACUUGCCGACAAUGUCUCUUACUGCUCAUUUUUACACGUUUGCUGCUCUGUCAUUGUUCAAGAGCUGUACGUUUUGUUACACACUUGAGAUGAGUUCACAGUGGAAGGGAAAAAAACACUCACACAAGUGAAGGAAUAGCAAAUUCAACUUCAAGACAAAAUUAGAUACAAGUUCUCGUCAGGAGAUGCAAAUGAGAUGGUGCAGAUUGUGUAAACUGAGUGAAUCAUACGAGCAACUGAUGCAAAUUCACAACAUGUUCAACAUACUGUUACUUCAUUUGCUUAUUCCUGAGAGUUGAAUGAUCUGAACUCCAGCAAAACACUUGCACCACAUCAACCAAUCAACAUGGACAUCCUCAGGUGACUUACAUUAAUAACAGACCAGAAAACUGAAGAGAAACUGAACAUAACAGUGUGUAUCUAAUGGUCACUGCAUAGGGGAGCAGAAGGGCUGUGGGACAUCUCAAAUACCCUAGCAACGGUAAACACCAAAAAAUGUCAUAAUAGACGUGGCAUUAGUUUUGAGUAGAGACUUCUUUCUAAGGUUCCACUAGUUUUCAGUCUCAACAAAGAAACCUGCCACAGAGAGUCAAAGGGCAGUUUAAGGGAGGAUGUACUUUUACAGCAGCAGAUGGAAAACAACAAACCUUUGGCUGGGGGCUCUGAGGGCUCUUGGCUGCAGUUGGAACACAAACAUAAACACAUACACACAUAAACACAAAUAUCAACACACACUCAGACUGUCACCUCCGCCAAAGCAUGCGGCUUGGAAGAUUAAUGUCCAUUAGUGCCCCCGCCAUGCAAGGUGGAGAGCAAAGCAGACAUUCAUGGUGUUUUCUGGGGUGUCAUUUCAUAAUGCUCUAUCUUAGAAGUUGAAUCCAUAAAGAAUAUCCGACUUCAAUUAUAUUUUCAAUAUGAAAAUAUUUACGGAUAGUGCUCUUCUUUUGAGCAGACGCCCUUUCUUAGCAAAUAUGUCCCACUGCGCAAUGCGACGUCGAAAUGACAUCUAUUUAACGUACUUUUUCUACGAUGCGGUACAAAUGUGGACGUCAUUUCAACGUCUAAAAGAGGUCCAAUAAUGACGUCUAUAUCUCGGACGCGUUUUGCACGUUGUGCCGACGUCUAAAUUCGGUCUUCAGAUGACGUCAAAAUUCUGAACGUCAGAGCGACGUCUAAAAAAGGUCCAAUUUGGACGUCGAAGUUUCUAACCUAUUUUGCACGUCUCACUGACGUCUAGAUGUGGUCUUUGACGACCGACCCAAAACUGACUUGAUGUGCACGUCUCUUCGACGUCCGAUGUUUGGUGGGGUGACGGUUUUCUCACUCUUACUCAGGUGGGACUGUUUCUGCAUGUCUGCAGAGGUGAGAGUAAGCAGGUACCGGAAAGACAUAAACAGCAGUUUACAGCAGCGGUACACAGCGGUACGCAAACUUUCCCCCCUGCAGUGUAUGUUGGCUUCAAUUGCUUACCGUGUUGCCGCACGUCAGUCUGCACUCUGCAUUGUAACUUUAGUAAUCCAAGAGGACCAUGCUGCUUGCGAGUGAGCCGUAUUUGCUUCCGCAAACAAAAGCCAGCGCUCAGUGCGCACUUUUGAUUGGACGCUGGGGACCGCCUCCCGCCUUUUGCGGAAGGAGGGAAUUUUUAACCGACAGCUGCUUCAAUCUUAAAGGGAUAUUCCGGCGUAAAAUUAUUUUAGGGUCAAACCAUAAACUGCAUAUACUAUGGACAACUUGGUUCCACCUUGGUUCCGCCUACUAUGGAUCCUAUGAUCAUAAAUGUUCUCCCUUGAGCUUCGUCACCCCGUAGCAGUCCGUAAUGGACUGGCCCGAGGUCUCGCUACAAACAAACGGCUGCUGGAAGAGAGUAAGUGAGUUGUGUUUAGUCUCUUUGCUUAAGAAAUUAGGCAAAGUUAAAAAGAUGUUUGGUGGCUAGUGCUGUGGCGAGGACCCUAUAUGUACUGUUGAUGAAGUUAGGUGCUGUUCUGAGCAUUAUUUGUGGCUAUAGAGUGGUGUUUUGGUUGAGGUUUGUUUAUGGCUCCGUAGAGAGAUGCAGAAGAUGAUGAUACUGUAGCAUCAGAGUCAGCACCUAGGUAAACUUGGGUGUGCUCCUCUUUCACAAAUCCUACGGGUACAGUACCUGCAAGAACCUUAUCCUACUUUCACCCGUGCAUGUCUGUCACAACCUCCAGUCAUAAAGACCGUAAACCAGCAACAUAUAUGAGUCUAUCACAUGAAGUAGAAACCAUCACAAUUUUCUUUUUCUUCCUCUCCCCUACAGCCAACUGAUGAUGGAUCUAUUCCGCCGAGGAGAGCUGGGGCUGCUGGGAGGAGGAGAGGGGCUGAGAGAUGAUGUGGGCGUAUCCGGGAUCAGUUGGACAACCAAUCGGCUGCCAGACGAUAUGUACCCGGCAUCGGGACUGGCUCUGGCCGCUGCCUAUCAUGACAUCAAGACCAGGCUGGCCAGUUUGGAGAGGGAGAACAGCAGCAUCAAGAGGAAGCUCAAACACUAUGAGGUCAAGGUGGAGGGCAACACACACAAACACAUAAAAACACACAUACUCAUACUAAAAACGUCUUCAGUAAUUUGUGGGAACCGUGCUCUGUAAGGUCUCUGUGCACACUUUCAUUUCAUCACCCUAUUAAAAUAACGGCCUAGGUCAUUUUUUGACAAAAUGAGUUUUUGGCCUAAAUUAUCUCUAAAUCACCAAAAACUCAUUUUCAUCAAAAAAUGACUGAGCCUAUUAUUUUAAUAGGGUGACAAUUUGCAACAUAGCCGUAAUUAUGCAAUAAAAGAACCUACCACCGGAGGGCAGUAGGGAGUAAAAUGUCACUAUAAUUGAAGAAUAUUUACGAUGGCCAAAGACAGUCAUCCCAGCAUCUUAUUAGUGGGAGCUUUGUAACAUUUCCACACAAACAAAAUUGUCCUUACAAUAAAGGUUGUCCAUUAAGAGUUGGUCCUCAAGGAAGUGAAUCUCUCCUUUUUCUGCUGUGCAGUUUCCGAUGAUGAGUGACUUCGGUGAAGAGAGGAUACUGUGCUGUUCCUGUGAGCCCCUCAUCAAAGAUACCAGUAUAAUCCAAUCAGAGACGACCAACCUGCAGCAGAGGAUCAACUCUCUCACUCAGGAGGUACUCUGGAGUAAUAAAAGUUUUAAUCCAAACAAAAGUGAUUAAUAAAAUUUGGAUUAAUCAUUAGGUGGCUUUGUAAACUAUAGAGGACAGUUUGUGGAGCCACUGUGUGAUACAUUUAGAUCAUAUUGUUGGGGUAACAAAUGAAAUAACUUUUCCAUUAUAAUUUAUUACACAAUCUUAAGAGUUAAUCACAAUUGAUAUUAUUUAACUGCAUGUAAAAAAUCUAUUACUUUGCAUUUCAAAACUGUUUUUUAAAGUCUGUAGUUACAAGGUAAAACUAAUCAUGACUUUGGAGCCCAAUAAUUGAAAUGUACUUUAUGUUCCCCCUUCUAAAGGAGCCCCUCAAUUAGCCCCAUUCUUACAUUAUGUUUUGAUAUUAUCAGACCAGAAUCAUCCAUUAAACCAAAGUCUAAAAGUGUCUCGUCUUUUCGUUGUGUGACUCUGUCUCAGCUCCAAAAGAGUAAAGAGAGAGAGGAGAGGCUGGAAGAAGUCAUUCAGGCUUAUGAGAAGAUUCACUUAGAGAAGAGCAACAUCCAGAGAGACCUCGAUAAGAUGGUGAAAACACACUCACCCACAUAGAAGCACCAGUGUUGAUGUUUAUGCUACAGCUUGGGUCUCACAUGUGUUUGUGUGUGUGUGUGUGUGUGUGUGAUAGACGACUCUUGCAGAGCAGCAUGUGGAGCAGAUCCGCAGUCUGGAGUCGGCUCUCAGACAGAGAGAAACAUCCCUGCAGAAACUCAGCGCUCAGCUGCACAGCAAAGACUUACACCAGGCUCAGAGACAGGCCGGCCUGGACGUACCCAGAGGUGAGUUUAAAGAGGAUCCAACUGUAGAAGCAUUUUGACCCUGAUAGUAUUCGCAGCAGCAGGGCCAGGGAACUGUAGGUAGGGGGCAAAGCUAGUGCCAAUGAUAGUAAAAAUGACUACCUAAAAUAAGAUUCAGAAAUGCUCACCUGUAGGACAAUAACUAUUAUUUAUCAUUAUUUUCUUUUUCUAUCUUGAUUUGUCAGAGGGGCGCGGACCGACACUGCAGAGCUCUCGCAGUCUUGACGCUCUGUCAGACCUGAAGCUGCAAAGGCUGGAGGCGGAGCUUGAAGGGGCGCGGCACCAGGCCGACGGCGCGUGCAAGAGGGAGAAGGAGCUGAGAGCGGAGCUUCAGAGGCUGCAGCAGGAGCUCGCUCAGCUACAGGAAGCCCAGAGACAGGUACACUUCAGACUUCAAUUUACAUGUUACAUGAAGCUGGCGAUUCUACAAAAAGCCGAACAUAAAGGUUUGUUUACAAUAUAUGUUUACACUACACAACUUUUUUAGUGUUUUGUUGUCACUGACUCAACUUUAAAAAAAAUAAAAAAAAGUUACUGGCAUCAAAUUUUCUAUGAGCAUAGACUUUUAAUUCAAAGAUACAUACUUCAGUUUCAACAUCUGAUAUGUUGUCUUUGCACCUUUGUCAACUGAAUAAAGGGUUGAAUGAUUUGAAAACCAUCAGAUUCUGUUUUCAUCAAUACUUAAUACAAUACUCUCCACUUGAAAUUGUAGUAUGUUGACUGUAAUAGACCGAAAUAAUAAUAAUAAUAAUAAUAAUGUGUAUGUCUCUGUUUCAGUCCCAGGAGUCACACUGUGAGCACUGUGAUGUAGAGUGGAUAAAGAAAGCUGGCGAUGAACAGUGAGUCAUAACUGAGAAAGAAGAAUAUAUUAAAACUUUUUUUUCAGUGUUUUCUUCUGAAUUUUUUAUGUGUGAUGUAUUUAUUUUGCAGGGUCAAUUUAGCUUUAGCUUACACUGAGCUGACAGAGGAGUUAGGUCGAAUCAGAGAUCUGGCCAUGAAACAGAGCGACCUCCUGCAACACAUCUCCCAGGAGCAGGGUGAGUCACAUGACUUGAUUUUUUUUUUUUUUUUUUUUUUGGAUCCUUGGAGUGCUAUUCAAGAGAGUUAAGAGUAGAAAUAUUCAAAUGGAGAGUUAUACAUUUGUUUGUUUAUUUAUAUUUUCUUAUUUUCUUAUUUAUGCCUAAUUUUCUAUAUCCUUUUAAAUUCACAUAUUUAUUUUAAUGUCAUUCUCUUUAUUAUUCCCAGCUUUUACUUCUUUCACUCUUGAUCUUUUUAACUUUACAGUAUUGAUACAAUAGUCACGGGAAGACAGCUUUUUCAAAAAUAGAAAAGAAAUGUCAAUAAAUAAAAAUAUUUCUCAUUUCCUCUCUUCCUUUCAGUCUCUCGUCCUCCUCCUGCCCCUCAGCGUCUCUCCCCCACCUCCCCCCAACGCCCGUCACUCUCUCCUGACAGGCUCCUUCCCACUCCCUCUCCUCCUUUGUCCCCAAAUGAUGGCCCCGCCUCCUACUCCCAUCAGCCAACCAGCAGCCGCCUACGAGCAAAGUUCCAGGGUCGUCGUAGUUACUCAGAGGUAAGGCUGGUAGAGAAGUUAUAGAUAUACACACCAAAACAGGUUUUUCCUUACCAGCCAAAAAUAAGACAUAUAUUAUACAGUAAGGCACUUUAACAUGGGGCCUAAUGGAGAUUGACGCACCUUUGGGUCUCUAGUGGACAAAUGAAGUACUGCAGUUUAUUUUGCACUACUGCAUUGCAUAGAUUUUAUAAAUCAUUGAAAAAUAUGUUUUUAUCAAGAAAAAUUUAGAGUACAAAAAUAUGAAAACCUUUCUAAAAUUCCUAUUAAACUCUAUUAAAAUAUAUUUAACUCUUUUGAAAGAAGAAGAUACAAACGAGCUAUCAGGUUUUAUCCUUUUUGGAGGUCAGCACAAUAUAAAGACUGGACUAUUGCAUUGUAUUGUAUUAUAUUUUAAUGCAGAUACCAUUAUGUUUUCUACUGAACCCCCAAUAAGUGAAGCUCUUUUGAUGUAACAGUCCGAUUGGUUGUGACAUUUCCUUAAUUUUGGCACAUUCAUCACAUUCAUGCAUUGAAGCUUAUCUAAAAAAAGUCAUUAUUUCAACUUCACUUUGCAACUGACCCUCAUCAUAGUCCUUUGACAUUUGACCUCCUUCUUUUUCUUCAGGUGUCUGACCCAUCAGCCAUCCAGAGGCCCCAAGCUCGCCUGCUUAGGGACCCCGUCUCCACCCUCCCCAAACCUCGCUCUCUCCUCGGGGACGGUUAUGCUCAAACCAAACAUCAGCUCCGGGCCUCUUUGGUCGGGCUGGUCAGACCGGCAUCGGCUCAUGGAGCUGGGGGCGAGCGAGGAGGAGGUGGAGGGGGAGGAGAGAGAGGAGGUGGUAGCAGUCUGAGCAGCAGUCCUCAUCACUGUGCUUUGGACCUGGGUUUCCCUCUGAACACUGAGGUGAGAGUCUGGUUUUCUGGCUGAGACAAGCAGCAGCAGCAGGACAGUUUAUGAAGUUUCUGACAAAGUUUAAGCAGCAGAACAUCUUUGCAUGAAAAAAUACAUCAUAAUAAUCUAAAAUACAGCUCAUAUUCUGUAUUAUUUGGUAUUAGAAUGUGUUUUUUGUCAAAUGAUUUGUAAUUCUUAUUUUCUGCUAUCUCCCUCAGGUUCAUCACUUCCGUCACCAUGACAACCCGCCUGAACCCACCCCUCUGGUGACCCCCCCACAGUCCUCUGAUGAUGAAGAGGUGAUGAAGUUAAAAUAAAGCACAUCAGGCAUUCAUUAGGUGGCUGAGUUACUCAUACAGAGGACGUCUGUGUGCAUAUGAUCAUUUUCAGGAUGUUUGUCCGUAUCUGUCGCCGGCUGCCAGCCCACCUCGUACACUUGGCGCCAUUGGGAUCGGCUCGCCGUCACCCAGGGAACAGCCUCUACAUCCGCCUUUUCCAUCUCCAAGGAAACAGCCCCACCACCCCUCCUUCUCUGCCCCUGAGGGUCCUGCCACCCUUUCCUGCCAUCUGCCUCCCUACAUGAACACUGAGCAUGCUCAGUCGUGGCCCUCUAUCAACGUGAGUGGAAAGAAUAGAGAAUUACAGAAAUCAGAUAUUAGACUUCCUUUUGUGUGUCAAUGAUUUUUAAAAGAAAGGAAAAAUAAAAUGUUUAUACUGUAUAAAAUAUAAGGAGAGUAAGGAUCUAUUAUAGAUAUUUUUAGCCUGUGUUAAAUCAGAAAGGUCAGUGAUUUGCUGCCUCAGGUUUAAUGAGAAUGAAGAUUUUCUGCUCAGAUACACAAAAAGAUGAAUGACAGUCACAAUUAAAAGAGAAAUGCUGUAAUCCAAUUCAUCAAUCCUAUAAUCUGGUUCCAGAUUUUCAGACAUUGAAUUGCCUGUUCCAGAUUUAAAAUGUGCAAUGAGGAUCCAGAUGUUCAAAGUUUAUCUGUUCAGAUUGAAUCAAAUCUAUGGAUGGAGUUUUAAAAAAAGGAUUAUAAAGAGGUUUUGGAUCAGUUUGGAUAAGUUUUUUUGACUGGUUAAAAUCUGUAGUUAUGUCAUUGAAAACUUCUGAGUAGGUCCUUGAUAACUGUGACCCAAAAAUUGGAUUAUUCUGACCCCAGCAAAGGGCCUGACUCAGGUUGGAUUACAGAAAUUUACUGUAGUAAAACUAAACUUCUGAUAGUUUCAGCCUCUCUGAAAAGCCCUUUUAUACCUUUUUAUUAUCUUUGUUUUAUUUUCAAUGAUUUUUAAAACCUAGAAAUUAUUGAAAUUUAGGGUUUUAAAUUGAAGUUGUCUGAGAGAAACUUUUUGGUUUACAUUCUUGACACUUUACUGAAUUAAAUCAUCUACAGUAUAUCUCAAUUAUCCAUUAUCUAAUCUAAUGUUUUUUUUUUCUGGACUCUGUGUCUACCCCUGUCUGCAGUUAUGGAUGGAGUCUGAAGAGAGCGCCGUUCGAAGCUGUCCCCUCUGUCAGCUGACCUUCCCGACCGGUUACCCUGACGACGCCCUCAUCAAACACAUCGACUCCCACUUGGAAAACAGCAAAAUAUGACUGUCACAUCAGGCGUCUGAUACACCAACUUCCACCUAUCUCAUGAUGAGGAAAAGUCAAGGAAGAGUUGAAGGAUUUGGACAUCGCUCAGUGCAAACUCAGUCCUCUGGUACAGGAGGUGAUGCCCAGCUUCUGCCUGUUCAUCUCCAAAUGUUGGGAAAUAUACCAGUGACCGUCCAGUUUUCCUCCAAAACACAGACCUUGUUAGUCCACUCGCUCAUCACCAGGUUAAAAAGAUGCACAAACAUUGCCCAACAACUUUUACAUCAUAUCAACAGUUUAUCACCAGAUAGUCUCUUUUCUCCUUAAAAACACUCAACAGUGACAAGAUCAUGAGUGUCAGUGCUGGAGGAACAGCACAUAAGGAAAAAGACUGAGGUGCUGAGACACAAACUGCUUUAUGCUGGUCUGAGAUCAGCGCUGCAGACUGGAGCACAUUUUGUUUUUAUCAAACCAACUUGAUGCCACAGCUCUCAUCGUAGUCUUUAGAGGAUUGAAAAACAGAUUUCUGAACCAGUGAGGAAAUAUAGGGAGGUAAAAGACUCAGAGGUACAAGAGGAAAAAAAACAACACAAUUAUUGUGUGAAUAUUACAUUGUUCGAAACAGAUUGACAUUAUUAUGAGGUAAACGAUUAUUGGCAUUUUAAUGUUUGAUCAUGAGGAAGUUGCUGUCAUAAAUAUUUAGAACUUCAUAAAUAUUAUAAAUCACAGUUAUUCUUUAUUCUGUCUCCUCUCUAAAGAGUAGUACCUGUUGUUAAGAGUUCCCUUAAAAACUUCAAAACUGAAGCCAGAAGAUGAUGGAUUCAUAAGAAGGAGAAACUCCCUCAACUUUAGGAGCAAAUGUCCAAAAUGAGUCUGCUCCUGCAGGAUAUUUGUUUUCAACAUAUUUUCACAGAAUAUUAACAGCAUGUGCACAAGUUGGUGUCUGGUUUAACAAGAUAAUAAUCUUGUCCCAAACAACAAAAUCCUCCACAAGACAGCGGCUGUCCAACACAAGGUAGUAUCUUGUUCCUAUGAGGAAAUAAUUUUGUGCAUCCAAGAUAAUAUUUGUUUUUACAAGAUAUUUUACUAAUGCAACCACGAUCAUAUAUUGAUCUUGCAAGAUUAUCAUCUAGUAAAUACAAGUGUAUCAUUUUUUCACACAGAAUAAUUAUUUAGUUUACAGGUGUUUAUGACUAAUUCUCACAUGAGAAUAGUCAUGUCAGACAUGACACAAUUUUACACAAGAUAAUUGAUUUUUAGCCUGAGAUAAUAUCCUGUGAAUUAUCUUGUGCACAAAAGCUAUUAUGUGGUUUCAUAGGAUAAUUUACUCAUCUACGUAAGAUCAGCAUAAGUUGCUCAAACAAAAUCAUUGUCUUGUGUGCACAAGAUAACUUAUUCCCCCUGAAAAAAAUGACUUUGUGCAAACAAGUUGAUGAUUUAUUUCUGAAAGAGAGUCGGACUUAGUUUAAAAGGAACCCUUGAAAUUUUCAAAACUGGAGUCAGAAAAUGAUAACUUAAGGAUGAGAUAACUUAAGCAGUAAAUGAAACAGCAGUCCCAUAAAAUAUGAGAUACCAUCACUUAACCAGAGGUGAGUUUAGGGUCAGCAGACCAAAACAAAGAUGGCAGCACCUUUCUAGCAAACUCAGCUGAUCUUCUGAUUGAAGCAAAAAAGUCCCUGGGGGCCAGAAAAACACAGGAAAGGAAAGCUGUCGGCCUCACAAAAUGAGUGGAUUUUGCAGUGAGUCUGUUCGAAGUUCUGUUCAACUUUUAAAUUGGAUUUCAUUGACACUGUUACAAGAUGUCAUACAAUACAGGAGUUUGGACCGCCCCUGUUUUCUGCUGGUCCUCAUCUUGAACCAGUUCUGAAGUAUUCCUUAUGAGCUAAUGGAGAGCUGACUGAAACCAUGAGAUUCAAAUGUAUGAUAAUGAGAAAGAUAAUGUACAACUUACCUUAUAAUGUGUGCCAUAGCUCUUGAUAAUAGCUUUAUAUCUUGUUAUAAUAAAUUAUUAUAUAAUUAGGGCUACUUAUUUGUAACUGUUUUCCAGUUUUACAACAUGUUUAUGAUUCAUCCUGUGAAACAAAUUGAGAUAUUUCCAAAAGAUGUGAACAAAAGGAAUGACUCUUCCUCUUUAAAUUACAGUUUCAGGUUUCGAUUCAGGCCUAAAACGUACCUCAUUUUUGUUUCAUUGAAUUUUAUUAAAGUCAGUAUCAUCUUCCGGCAGUGACGCCAAUAAAACUUCACACUUCCAUAAAUGAGCUGAAAACUCACCUCAGAGGACUGAAAGACCACAGGAGAAGUUUCUGACUCUCAGCUGUUACUGUCUAAAGGAUGAAAGCCAAACUCUUACCACUUUAUGAAGCAAAAAAUGAGAAAAUAUCAUAUUUAGGAAGAGGAAAGCUUUCCUUGUUUGAAGCAGAGACUCCUGGAGCAGCAACAGUUUGACUCUUCCUCUGAUGGAUUUACAGUUUGAAGAGCAGCAGGUGAAUGUUUCACUGCCUUGCUCAAAGACACUCCUCCUGAACACUCGGCUGUGACUUGACCAACAAAGACUGUUGAAAUUAAGCUAAAGGCGCUGCUGUGGGGAACUGAACUGACUCCAGAUCAGUGUCUGUGUCAAUUUAACUCCUCUUCUUUACAGCAUCUCAGUCACCUGGAAGCAGCUCAGCAGGCAGGUUGAGUCUCUUUUGAAUCCUUUUUCAGGAUGAACUCUUUUCCCAGUUUGAUCUUUGAGUGUUUAAGCUGUUUGUAAAACAGCCGCCCAUCUAUUCAGAUCCAAGAGGUCAAAGACAUUAUAUCUGGGCAAGAUCUUGAGAGAAGGGCCUCAAAACAAGAAGAGAUGAUUUAUAAAGCACAUUUCCAGUAAAAUAGGAUAUAAAGUGCUUCGUAUAAGACAAUAAAAACAUAAGGGCAAACAGUAAAAAGACACAACAUACGUAUGAUACCAUUUCAGACUCGCAAUAAGCAACAAAAAGGCCAAAAGAUGAUAAAAAUACCACAGAGCAAUCUUAUAGUCAAAAGAUUUUUACUUGUGCACACAAGUUAAUUAUUAAGAUGUACAAGUUACUGUCUUGUGCACAAAAAUGAUCAACCUGUGAGCACAAAUUUGACUUUCUUUUGUUCUUUAGAUUUACCGUGGAGUUAUUUGGGCAGGAUGCUUUUGUCAGCUGGAUCAUAGUUUCUCCACGUAUCUAUGUGGAGAAAUAAAACUUCUCCAACCUAAUAACAGUGGGAUGUGAAGCUGUCUCCAUAAUCUGUAUGAAAAAUACCAGAUUAUAUUCAAUUUGUUUUCCAUUUUAAAUGUGUGUCUCUUCUCAACACAGGGUUCAGUUUAUUACAGAGAUCAAAAACAGGUUCUGUUUAAGGUACUUUUUAGAAAGGGUUUGAGGGCUCACACAUGUAUAAAGUGUUUUCAUGACACUCUGACGUCCAGUGCAGAUGCACUGAUGUAAAUAUAAAAAUGUAAAUGUGCAAUAUUACCGAAAAUGAACUAAUAUAUUGUACAUAAAGCUCAGAUAAACUAGGUUAGGGCUAUAACAUGAGAAAUCACUUCAGGAUACUCAUCAGUUAUGUUUGAUAACACACUAUUAAAAAGCUGCUCUGUUUGAAAGUGAUGAAUAAAUGAUGAAGUUUCUUUAUUCUUUUAAGGUUAUUUCAAGGCUGAACAUGGUGCUUUGUAGCUGCUUUUUCUUUUACUAAAACCACCAAUCUCUUUUUUGUUUUGUUUUUUGCAGCAUGUGAGUAAAAAUCUGUCCUUCGAUGGUGUACUUUAGAUUUUUGUUGCUUUCCCCAUGAGUUCAAUAAUCUCAUCACUCAAAUCAUCACCAAGAAUAAGUCUGAUAGGGCUUCAAUUAUGAGUGUUGAAAAAGAAUUAAUUAUAUAUGUGCAACGGGGCAUUUUCAGUACUAGAAGGUUUUGGGAAGGAGCACACAAGAUAUAAAAACAUGUUGAAAUAAAAAAGGGGGGAGAGGGACUCUGUUGUUUUGCAAAUACAUACCUUUGCUAUAAAAUUCCUUUCUGUCACCAGCAAAGAGGGACAUUCGCAGGUGGUUCUGGUUGCAUUCAAGGCCCUGUAGGAAAAUUCUGGAGUCUAAAAAUCACCCACUUUAAAUAUGUUCAAUGAAAACAUGGUUAAAUAUUUUAAUAAUUUUCUGCAGUUAACAUCUUUGUAUAUCUCUGUAAUGUUUAACUUCAUUAAUGGUUAUCUUCUUUAAAAGAAAAAAAAAAGGUGAUUCAGUUUUUCUUUCAGCUCUGUUAAAAUUAGGAUUUGAAUGCAGCCAACAGGGGGCGCCGUUUGUCUGUUCCACUCCCUGUUUUCAUGAAUACCUCACUGCAACUUCACUGUUUACAACAGAGAGAGAAAGAGAGAGAGAGAGAGAGAGAGAGAGAGAGAGAGAGAGAGAGAGAGAGAGAGCAGGCUGACUGCUUUAAUACAUCAUGUGUAAGAAACGUGAAUGAGGAUUUCUGCUGUAAAUGAUCCUGAAUGAGAAAUAAAGAGUUCAGUUAAAUCCAGA